GAUCACAGGCGCGGGAACUUUUGCACUGUACCAACUUUGUGACCUACGUACGCCUGCCGCGUAUUACGUUUCACGCCCGAUUUCACACAUUACACCGGUGUUGGCAACAAUUCUGCUUCAGCCGUCACGAUUCUGUUUUCAAUCGCAAUGGAUAUCGAGAAAGUAGGCGAGAAACUUGGCACUAAAAGACAAUGGUUAAAGGAGUUCCUGUCAGAAUUGGCGGGAUCAUUUCUGCUAGUGUUCGUCGGCAGUUGCUGUGUAGCACAGAAGGUCCUGCGCUGGGAUGUGGGCAAUUUCAUAACUGCCAACAUGGGCUACGGCUUUGGUCUCAUGCUGGCUGUGCUCAUCUCAGGACCAUCUGGCUCACAUCUGAAUCCAGCAGUGACAUUAGCAUUUUGUGUCAUUGGUAAAAAGCCAUGGAAGGAUUGUCUACAUUAUUUUCCAGCACAGUACCUUGGUUGCUUUUUAGGUGCAGCAUUUGCAUAUAUUGUGUACCUUGAUGCUUUGUACAAUUUUGAUCAUGGAGAUCGUCAGGUGACUGGUCCCCUUGGUACUGCUGGUAUUUUUACUACUUACCCAGCGCCUUACUUAUCACUUGUUGGAGCAUUCAUAAAUGAGGUGAUGGCUACAUUUGUAUUAUUGCUAGUGGUUUGUGCAAUAAUAGAUGAAAAUAACUGUGGAAUAACUCCAGCUCUGAUACCUCUAUACAUUGGAAUACUUAUUGUAACAAUCGGUAAUGGUUUCUCUGCAAACACAGGCUCUGCUUUAAAUCCAGCUCGUGAUCUUGGUCCUCGAAUUUUUGUUACUAUUGCUGGCUGGGGCACAGAAGCAUUUGUGUAUGCUAAUUACUGGUGGGUACCAAUUGCUGGUCCCCAUCUUGGAGGUAUUUUAGGAGCACUUUUUUAUGUAUUCUUUGUGGAAAUGCAUCACAACAAGAGUUAAUAGGAUCAUUAAAGGUCCACACGCUACAAACAGCAGUAGAUUUGGCUCCUGAUUUGAAAAUACACCAGCAUAAUUUUGUGUGUGCACCUGCACUUGUGAAUACACAAAUGACAAAUUUUGUGAGAAGUCAAUCAAAGAGCAUAUACUGCAGCACUGAAUCUCACAGAAAGUGUUCAACUACUCAGGAAUAUAUUUAUAUACUACUGAAAUCUUAUUUCAUAUAAUAUAACUAGCCAAUAGAAUGAAAUGUACAACU
This is a messenger RNA of Schistocerca americana (American grasshopper), 1198 nucleotides long. RefSeq names its product aquaporin-9-like. Gene Ontology annotation, cellular component: plasma membrane. The transcript has 7 exons. NCBI's taxonomy places the organism in Eukaryota, Metazoa, Arthropoda, Insecta, Orthoptera, Acrididae. The coding region runs from base 148 to 942 and encodes 264 amino acids. The record is from RefSeq and is a predicted model, not a curated record. Gene Ontology annotation, biological process: glycerol transmembrane transport. Gene Ontology annotation, molecular function: glycerol channel activity.